This is a messenger RNA of Epinephelus fuscoguttatus (brown-marbled grouper), 6785 nucleotides long. RefSeq lists its product as uncharacterized. Gene Ontology annotation, molecular function: phosphoric diester hydrolase activity. Gene Ontology annotation, biological process: lipid metabolic process. NCBI's taxonomy places the organism in Eukaryota, Metazoa, Chordata, Actinopteri, Perciformes, Serranidae. Bases 154 to 6144 code for a protein of 1996 amino acids. The record is from RefSeq and is a predicted model, not a curated record. The transcript is spliced from 2 exons.
UGCCUUUUCGUCACAGUCAUGUCCAUGGGUAAAACCUAUUUUUUAGAAACGUUUGACAAAUUUGACAACUGAGACAAAAAUGUAAACAUCUGGCAAAGGGAGCUGAACAAAUCCUAAUUGAGCUCACUGGACCAUAGAUUAUCCGACAAACCAAUGAUGGGGAUCCAUCUUUACAUCUGGCUUCUCUCAGUGAUAACCUCCUGUUCAGGUUCAGGGACAGGUUUCAAUGACAAACCCACCCUAGAUCCUGAAUUUUACAACCUAAACUGGAUGAAGUCUAUACCUGACAAGACUCCACUAUCUGCUGUCUCCAUUCCCGGAACACAUGAAAGCUUAUGCUUAUAUGGAGGACCACUUGUUAAAUGUCAAGUUUGGACCUUAGAAGACCAACUUAAUGUGGGAGUGCGAUAUUUUGAUUUUCAUGCUGGAAUUUGGCUGCCUCUACAAAAACAUGUGUAUGUCCAGGAUAGGCACUGGUUGUUUUGGCAACACAUUCAGAUUGAUGAAGUCCUUAAGAUCAUUUUGGAUUUCUUAAGUGUCCAUAGUAGUGAAACUGUGCUGUUGAAAGUGACACUACAAGGCUUAUACAUGAGGACAGUGGAGGAACUGAUGAAGAAAUUGACUGAAAAAUUCAAAGAUAAAAUAUGGACUCAGUUGUCUGUACCAAACAUGCAACAGGCAAGGGGCAAGAUUGUUUUUCUCCAGAGUAAUACCUUCAGUGCUGGAAUAGAAAACCAUAAAUCAUUUUUCUUUGAACAUAAACAGCUAAAGAACGUUGAAGACAAAAUAAAGCAAAUGAAAUCACACCUCUGUAACCAUCACGUUGUGCUGACUGAAAGUGAAGCAUCAAGGCUUGAACGUCCUAAAACCUUGGCUAAAAAAGUUAACAGGCAGCUUAAUGACUUUCUUGUGCAACAUAAGAAAAGCUCCAUGAACCAAGGCUGCUUAGGUGUCUUCAGCAUUAGCUUCCCAAGUGCUGAACUUAUUGAAAACAUCAUUCAAACCAAAACAUGCAAUUGUGGUAAAGGUUCAGAAUCACCAACAUCUGGGCAGGAUUCAGAACCUACAUCUGAACCAGUGCCAGCAACAGAAUCACCAACAUUUGGACAAGAUUCAGAAGCAAAAUCUGAACCAGAGCCUGUAACAGAAUCACCAACAUCUGGACAGGAUUCUGAACCUACAUCUGAACCAGAGCCUGCAACAGAAUCACCAACAUCUGGGCAGGAUUCUGAACCUACAUCUGAACCAGCACCAGCAACAGAGCCACCAACAUCUGGACAAGAUUCAGAAACUACACCUGAACCAGUGCCUGCAACAGAAUCACCAUCAUCUGGGCAGGAUUCUGAACCUACAUCUGAACCAGAGCCUGCAACAGAAUCAUCAACAUCUGGGCAAGAUUCAGAAGCAACAUCUGAACCAGCACCAGCAACAGAGCCACAAACAUCUGGACAAGAUUCAGAAGCAAAAUCUGAACCAGAGCCUGUAACAGAAUCACCAACAUCUGGACAGGAUUCUGAACCUACAUCUGAACCAGAGCCUGCAACAGAAUCACCAACAUCUGGGCAGGAUUCUGAACCUACAUCUGAACCAGCACCAGCAACAGAGCCACCAACAUCUGGACAAGAUUCAGAAACUACACCUGAACCAGUGCCUGAAACAGAAUCACCAACAUCUGAACAAGAUUCAGAACCUACAUCUGAACCAGUGCCUGCAACAGAAUCACCAACAUCUGGGCAAGAUUCAGAAGCAACAUCUGAACCAGCACCAGCAACAGAGCCACAAACAUCUGGGCAAGAUUCAGAACCAACACCUGAACCAGAGCCUGCAACGGAAUCACCAACAUCUGGGCAGGAUUCUGAACCAACACCUGAACCAGAGCCUGCAACAGAAUCACCAACAUCUGGGCAGGAUUCUGAACCUACAUCUGAACCAGAGCCUGUAGCAGAAUCACCAACAUCUGGGCAGGAUUCUGAACCUACACCUGAACCAGAGCCACCAACAGAAUCGCCAACAUCUGGACAAGAUUCAGAAGCAACAUCUGAACCAGGGCCUGUAACAGAAUCACCAACCUCUGGGCAGGAUUCAGAAGCAACAUCUGAACCAGGGCCUGUAACAGAAUCACCAACAUCUGGACAGGAUUCAGAGACCACACCUGAACCAGUGCCUGCAACAGAAUCACCAACAUCUGGGCAGGAUUCUGAACCUACACCUGAACCAGAGCCUUCACCAGAAUCACCAACAUCUGGGCAGGAUUCUGAACCUACAUCUGAACCAGAGCCUGUAGCAGAAUCACCAACAUCUGGGCAGGAUUCUGAACCUACACCUGAACCAGUGCCUGCAACAGAAUCACCAACAUCUGGGCAGGAUUCUGAACCUACAUCUGAACCAGCACCAGCAACAGAAUCACCAACAUCUGGGCAAGAUUCAGAACCAACACCUGAACCAGAGCCUGCAACGGAAUCACCAACAUCUGGGCAGGAUUCUGAACCAACACCUGAACCAGAGCCUGCAACGGAAUCACCAACAUCUGGGCAAGAUUCAGAACCAACACCUGAACCAGAGCCUGCAACAGAAUCACCAACAUCUGGGCAGGAUUCUGAACCUACAUCUGAACCAGAGCCUGCAACGGAAUCACCAACAUCUGGGCAGGAUUCUGAACCUACACCUGAACCAGAGCCACCAACAGAAUCGCCAACAUCUGGACAAGAUUCAGAAGCAAUAUCUGAACCAGGGCCUGUAACAGAAUCACCAACAUCUGGGCAGGAUUCAGAAGCAACAUCUGAACCAGCACCAGCAACAGAAUCGCCAACAUCUGGACAAGAUUCAGAAGCAACAUCUGAACCAGGGCCUGUAACAGAAUCGCCAACAUCUGGACAGGAUUCAGAGACCACACCUGAACCAGUGCCUGCAACAGAAUCACCAAAAUCUGGGCAGGAUUCUGAACCUACACCUGAACCAGAGCCAGCCCCAGAAUCGCCAACAUCUGGGCAGGAUUCUGAACCUACAUCUGAACCAGAGCCUGUAGCAGAAUCACCAACAUCUGGGCAGGAUUCUGAACCUACAUCUGAACCAGCAACAGAAUCACCAACAUCUGGGCAAGAUUCAGAAACUACACCUGAACCAGCACCAGCAACAGAAUCACCAACAUCUGGGCAAGAUUCAGAAACUACACCUGAACCAGUGCCUGCAACAGAAUCACCAUCAUCUGGACAAGAUUCUGAACCUACAUCUGAACCAGAGCCUGCAACAGAAUCACCAACAUCUGGACAGGAUGCUGAACCUACAUCUGAACCAGCACCAGCAACAGAGACACCAACAUCUGGGCAAGAUUCAGAAACUACACCUGAACCAGUGCCUGAAACAGAAUCACCAACAUCUGGGCAGGAUUCUGAACCUAUAUCUGAACCAGAGCCUGCAACUGAAUCACCAACAUCUGGGCAAGAUUCAGAAGUAACAUCUGAACCAGAGCCUCUAACAGAAUCACCAACAUCUGGGCAGGAUUCUGAACCUACAUCUGAACCAGAGCCUGGAGCAGAAUCACCAACAUCUGGGCAGGAUUCUGAACCUACAUCUGAACCAGUGCCAGCAACAGAAUCACCAACAUCUGGGCAAGAUUCAGAAACUACACCUGAACCAGUGCCUGAAACAGAAUCACCAACAUCUGGGCAGGAUUCUGAACCUAUAUCUGAACCAGAGCCUGCAACUGAAUCACCAACAUCUGGGCAAGAUUCAGAAGUAACAUCUGAACCAGAGCCUCUAACAGAAUCACCAACAUCUGGGCAGGAUUCUGAACCUACAUCUGAACCAGAGCCUGGAGCAGAAUCACCAACAUCUGGGCAGGAUUCUGAACCUACAUCUGAACCAGUGCCUGACACAGAAUCACCAACAUCUGAUCAUGAUUCUGAACCUACAUCUGAACCAGAGCCUGCAACAGAGCCACCAACAUCUGGGCAGGAUUUAGAACCUACAUCUGAACCAGUGCCAGCAACAGAAUCACCAACAUCUGGGCAGGAUUCAGAACCUACAUCUGAACCAGCACCAGCAACAGAGCCACCAACAUCUGGGCAGGAUUUAGAACCUACAUCUGAACCAGUGCCAGCAACAGAAUCACCAACAUCUGGGCAGGAUUCAGAACCUACAUCUGAACCAGUGCCAGCAACAGAAUCACCAACAUCUGGGCAGGAUUCAGAAGCAACAUCUGAACCAGAGCCUGUAACAGAAUCACCAACAUCUGGGCAGGAUUCAGAACCUACAUCUGAACCAGUGCCUGACACAGAAUCACCAACAUCUGGGCAAGAUUCAGAAGCAACAUCUGAACCAGAGCCUGCAACAGAAUCACCAACAUCUGGACAGGAUUCUGAACCUACAUCUGAACCAGCACCAGCAACAGAGCCACCAACAUCUGGGCAAGAUUCAGAAACUACACCUGAACCAGUGCCUGAAACAGAAUCACCAACAUCUGAUCAUGAUUCUGAACCUACAUCUGAACCAGAGCCUGCAACAGAGCCACCAACAUCUGGGCAGGAUUUAGAACCUACAUCUGAACCAGUGCCAGCAACAGAAUCACCAACAUCUGGGCAGGAUUCAGAACCUACAUCUGAACCAGCACCAGCAACAGAGCCACCAACAUCUGGGCAGGAUUCUGAACCUACAUCUGAACCAGUGCCAGCAACAGAAUCACCAACAUCUGGGCAGGAUUCAGAACCUACAUCUGAACCAGUGCCAGCAACAGAAUCACCAACAUCUGGGCAGGAUUCAGAAGCAACAUCUGAACCAGAGCCUGUAACAGAAUCACCAACAUCUGGACAGGAUUCAGAACCUACAUCUGAACCAGCACCAGCAACAGAAUCACCAACAUCUGGGCAGGAUUCAGAAGCAACAUCUGAACCAGAGCCUGUAACAGAAUCACCAACAUCUGGGCAGGAUUCAGAAGCAACAUCUGAACCAGAGCCUGCAACAGAAUCACCAACAUCUGGACAGGAUUCUGAACCUACAUCUGAACCAGCACCAGCAACAGAGACACCAACAUCUGGGCAAGAUUCAGAAACUACACCUGAACCAGUGCCUGAAACAGAAUCACCAUCAUCUGGGCAGGAUUCUGAACCUACAUCUGAACCAGAGCCUGGAGCAGAAUCACCAACAUCUGGACAAGAUUCAGAAGCAACAUCUGAACCAGAGCCUGUAACAGAAUCACCAACAUCUGGACAGGAUUCAGAGACCACACCUGAACCAGAGCCUGCAACAGAAUCACCAACAUCUGGGCAGGAUUCUGAACCUACAUCUGAACCAGAGCCUGCAACAGAAUCACCAACAUCUGGGCAGGAUUCUGAACCUACAUCUGAACCAGAGCCUGAAACAGAAUUACCAACAUCUGGGCAGGAUUCUGAACCUACAUCUAAAAUAGAGCCUGCAACAGAAUCGCCAGCAUCUGGGCAGGAUUCUGAACCUACAUCUAAAAUAGAGCCUGCACCAGAAUCACCAACAUCUGGACAGGAUUCUGAACCUACAUCUGAACCAGAGCCUGUAGCAGAAUCACCAACAUCUGGGCAGGAUUCUGAACCUACAUCUGAACCAGAGCCUGCAACAGAACCACCAACAUCUGGGCAGGAUUCUGAACCUACAUCUGAACCAGAGCCUGAAACAGAAUCACCAACAUCUGGGCAGGAUUCUGAACCUACAUCUAAAAUAGAGCCUGCACCAGAAUCACCAACAACUGGGCAGGAUUCAGAAGCAACAUCUGAACCAGAGCCUGUAACAGAAUCACCAACAUCUGGACAGGAUUCUGAACCUACAUCUGAACCAGCACCAGUAACAGAGCCACCAACAUCUAAACCAGUGCCUACAACAGAAUCACCAACAUCUGGGCAUGAUGCUGAACGUACACCUGAACCUGUACCUGCAACAGAAUCACCAACACCUGGACAAGUUUCAGAGCCAUCACCUUAUUCACACACUUCGCCUGCAGCAGGGCCUAAUGCUGAGUCAGCAGAGCACCAACCACAACUGAUAAAUACACCAGCCACUCUGCCCGCAACACUACAUGAGUCACAUCCAGCAGUGUUGCCUAAAAUUCCUCUUAAAAUAGAGCACAAGCUGGCACCACAGUGGAGAAAACGUAAAUGCUACAGAGGGUCGAUCAAGUAAGACAUGCAUUGCUAAGGCUAAUUAAAUUAUCCUCUAAAAUUCUGGAAUGGAAAAGUGUGGAAUUAUUUUGUUCUGAAAAUUUAAUGAAGUGUAAGACUUGUGUUGUGUCAUGUAAUUAAGUAACAUUAUCUAAUAUUCACAUGCAUUGUUACAAAAAAAUAUAUUGGUCUUUGCAAAACCUACCUUUAAAUAGUGGUGUUUAAAGGUAGUUACAAAUAAAUCCUGACUGCAGCAAGAAAAAAUAAUUUAAAAAGGCACACAUUUACACUUGUCAUAAUUUAUAAAAGAGGAAAAUUUAACAAAAGUUUUAGGGCAGUGUACAAUUCAUAGAUACUACUUCAUAUUUUGUUUGUCACUCACACGUGGCCAUUGAUGAUUUUAGCAUUCCUGUAAAGUGAUGUAAUUGUAGCCAAGUGCAUAACCAUGAUGAUGUCAAUCUUUUCAUUGCCACACUAAAAACAUUCCUCAGUGAUAUCACAUUUGUCUCAGCGUGUCUCAUUGGAUUUGUAUGAUGUGCUUUCUUUUGAAUGAGUUUAAUUGUGCUUGGUAUUUUUCUGAUCACUAAAUUGACUACAUAACCAAAUAAAUCACGACAUAUGUAAACUUGAAUACAUUGUGUACAGCUGUGGGAAGCGAGGUUA